GUCCACCGAUCCUCUCUUCCGCGAUCGUUCGCCGAUCUUCUCUACCGCCAAUCGUCCGCCGAUCAUCUUUUCCGCCGAGCGUCCGCCGAUCCUCUCCUCCGUCGCUGCACUUCUUCUCUUUCGCCGAUCAUCUUCAUCUCCCUCGUCUGUUCUGCUCAAAACGAUUUGUAUCGUUUUCGGGUGAAACCGUGAAGAAAUCGAAGUAAUGUUAGCUAUUUACCACUUACUAUGAUUUUUGGGACAUUUGAUUUGAGCCAAAACUUUGUUGUUGAAUAAUGAUUGUGGAGUUAUUUUGUUGGAGACUUGGAGGCCAGUGCCAUGUGCGUGUUUGAGAAAACGAGAAAGUAUCAGAGACAAAACUUAAGAAAAAGAGGUCAAAAGUGUGAGGCACCAUUUCAAAUUACAUGUUGUUUUAGACUUUAGUGCCCUUUGGAUGAAGAUUCAUUUUGAAAACAAUUGUCCUUAGGCCUAUUGUGUCUGUAACUUUUCCUUAGUUGUCAACAAGGAUUAUUGGAUCCUGCCCUCUUAGUUUCAUUUUCUUUUCUUGUCACCGUAAGCACCUUUUUUUGGGUACAUCCCAGUCUGACCUCCUCUGCUAUUUGGAAAGGAAAAAUGAAAAGAGAGACUUAGAAAGUAGUCCAAAUUAUUCAAACAAUUUUUACGAGCAUUACAGCUACAAAAUUAGCAGUACUUAAAAUCAUUUUCUUUUAUGUUUUAUUUUUUUAUCCAUUAAAUUUGUUGUUAAGUUUAAUGUGCUUCAACUGAGUUGAUCAGUCCCUAAAUCAUGAGGCACACUUCAAAUUUGGUGCUCCCGUCUAAGGUCAUUAUAUGUCCUGCAGGGGCCACUCCAGUGGGUAUUUGUAUAUUGCACGUCACCAGUGGAGGAAUAUUACUCGGUCCAUCUGCGCUGGGUAGGAAUUCAAAAUAUCUGAAUGCAAUAUUUCCAUCUAGAAGCCUCACAGUGUUGGAUACUUUGGCCAAUCUUGGUCUCCUUUUCUUUCUCUUCCUGGUGGGUCUAGAGUUAGACCCUAAAUCUCUCCGCAGGACUGGAAAGAAAGCGCUUAGCAUAGCUUUUGCAGGCAUUAGCCUUCCCUUUGUGUUAGGAAUAGGCACAUCCGUCGCCCUUCGCAGCACUAUUUCUAAAGGCGUGAGUGAAGCCCCAUUUCUUAUCUUUAUGGGGGUUGCUCUUUCUAUUACUGCUUUCCCUGUUUUGGCUCGUAUUUUAGCUGAACUCAAGCUUUUAACUACUGAUGUUGGACGAAUGGCAAUGUCAGCUGCAGCUGUCAAUGAUGUGGCUGCGUGGAUUCUGCUCGCUCUUGCCAUUGCCCUAUCAGGCAAUGAUCGUUCCCCUCUCGUAUCAUUAUGGGUGUUUUUAUGUGGUAGUGGUUUUGUCCUUUGUUGCAUAUUUGUUGCCCCUCCGAUAUUCAGAUGGAUGGCUCAGCGUUGCCCUGAGGGAGAACCAGUUGAAGAACUGUAUGUUUGUGCCACUCUAGCUGCUGUUUUGGCAGCCGGGUUUGUUACUGAUGCCAUCGGAAUUCAUGCCUUAUUUGGUGCAUUUGUGAUUGGAGUUCUUGUCCCCAAAGAAGGUCCAUUUGCCGGUGCUCUUGUGGAAAAGGUUGAAGAUCUUGUAUCCGGUCUUUUCCUACCUCUGUACUUUGUCUCUAGUGGAUUGAAGACAAAUAUUGCUACAAUUCAAGGAGCGCAAUCUUGGGGUCUCCUUGUCCUUGUCAUAAUUACUGCAUGUUUUGGAAAGAUUGUUGGCACCGUAACCGUUUCCCUUCUUUGCAAAGUGCCAUUUCAGGAGGCUCUAGCCCUUGGAUUCCUGAUGAACACUAAAGGCUUGGUAGAGCUCAUUGUCCUAAAUAUCGGCAAAGAUAGAAAGGUGUUGAAUGAUCAAACAUUUGCCAUCAUGGUUUUGAUGGCUAUCUUCACAACUUUCGUUACUACACCUCUCGUAAUGGCAGUAUAUAAGCCAGCUAGAAGGAGGAGUAGAGUUGAUUACAAAUACAAAACAAUUGAAAGAAAGGAUCCAAAUACCCAGCUUCGAAUCUUGACCUGCUUCUACGGUGCAAGAAACAUCCCCACCAUGAUUAAUCUUAUUGAGGCCUCACGCGGAACUGAUAAGAGGGAAGGUCUCUGUGUUUAUGCCAUGCACCUCAUGGAGCUCUCCGAGAGGUCAUCUGCAAUUCUUAUGGUCCACAAGGCAAGAAAGAACUGGCUACUGUUCUGGAACAAGGGGAAUCCGUCGGAUUGUGACCAAGUUGUUGUUGCUUUUGAGGCUUUCCGGCAGCUAAGCAGGGUUUCAGUCCGCCCAAUGACUGCAAUCUCACCAAUGCCCACCAUACACGAAGAUAUCUGUGCCAGUGCUGAAAGCAAAAAGGUAGCAAUGAUCAUUCUCCCAUAUCACAAGCACCAGAGAUUGGAUGGAGCAUUGGAAACUACUAGAAGCGACUUUCGUUGGGUCAAUAAGAGGGUUCUUGACCAUGCUCCAUGCUCAGUCGGAAUCUUGGUUGACCGUGGCCUUGGCGGAACCACCCAUGUCCCUGCUAGCAUUGUCUCUUCCACUAUAACAGUACUCUUCUUUGGAGGCCAUGAUGAUUGCGAAGCCCUUGCUUAUGGCUCACGCAUGGCGGAGCACCCUGGUAUCAGCCUUACCGUAAUUCGUUUCUUGCCAUCCCCACAAAUUUCAGGGGAGAUUGUAAGGGAAGAGAUCAAAUCUUCAACAAGAUCAAUCGAUGAGCAAAUUCUAGCAGAACACAAGGAGAAAAUUCCAAGUAAUGGUUCAAUUAAUUACGAAGAAAGAGUAGUGAGAGAUGCAGCAGAAACAAUGGAAAUAGCGAAAGAAUUCAGCCAAUGCAAUCUUUUCCUGAUUUAAUAAUCCCAACCAUAUCCAUUUAGAGUUUGUGUGGAUAAAAAUUAGUAAAGGAAAGAGAAGGGAAGAAAAUAAUAAUUUUUUUUUUUA
Messenger RNA from Rubroshorea leprosula, 2962 nucleotides. Lineage: Eukaryota; Viridiplantae; Streptophyta; Magnoliopsida; Malvales; Dipterocarpaceae. The record is from the annotation of a GenBank genome assembly.